Molecule: messenger RNA, 1833 nt
Organism: Zophobas morio
Lineage: Eukaryota; Metazoa; Arthropoda; Insecta; Coleoptera; Tenebrionidae
Product: glutathione hydrolase 1 proenzyme-like
Exons: 6
Coding region: 64-1827 (587 amino acids)
Biological process (GO): glutathione catabolic process
Cellular component (GO): plasma membrane
Molecular function (GO): glutathione gamma-glutamate hydrolase
Source: RefSeq, a predicted model, not a curated record
CAUAAGAUUUAAAUAGCUGCCCUCGCACUUCAUUCGUUAUUUUCCAUAGUGUUCUUUACCAAGAUGAGGUUUCUUCAAGCCUUCUUUUUCGUCUUAACUCUACUGGGUACCACCCGACCUGAAGAAACCGCCACUGGGGUUGUGAUAAGCAACGGCCCCGCUUGUGCCCAGAUCGGUACUUCCAUUUUAAAGAAAAACGGUACUGCCGUGGACGCAGCAAUCGCUGCUCUGUUCUGCGAAGGAGUUUCAGUACCCAACUGCAUGGGUCUCGGAGGGGGUUUUCUCAUGAACAUAUAUAUAAAAGAUGGGGGUAAGAGCGACUUCUUGAUUGCUAGAGAAGUAGCACCGGAGAAAGCCAACGAGACGAUGUUUGGGAAAGACGAAGAUUCUGCGAUCAGAGGGGGACUGGCGGUGGCGGUACCGGGAGAACUCAAGGGGUAUUGGGAGGCUUACAAUAAGUACGGAGGAGGAGUACCUUGGAAGGAUCUGGUACAACCGACUAUAGAUUUGUGUAAUGAGGGAAUCCCGGUGACGAAGUACCUGGCGGCGGUUACCGAUACCUACAAAGAAGACAUAAUGAAGGACGACAUUCUUCGGGGGAUUUUUAUCAAAGCAGCGACAAACCAAACGUAUGCAGAAACCGAAAAAAUCACUCGACCUCGUCUCGCUAAAACCUUGGAACUGAUAGCUGAAAACGGCGCCGACGUCCUCUACAACGGUACUCUAACCUCAGACUUCGUCAAAGACAUCCAAGCCAAAGGUGGAAUCAUCACUGAAGAAGACCUCCAAAAUUACGCCCCUGUGUGGUCAACCCCCAUCCCAAUCCAACUCCCCUUCAACCAAACCCUCCACGCCACCCCUCUCCCAGGCUCCGGGCUUAUCCUCGGGCUCAUCAUGACCAUCCUCAGCGACUUCCUCGACCCCGCUGACCCCACCUCGGUCACCAACUGGCAACGCGUCAUCGAGGCUUUCAAAUUCGGCUUCGCCAAACGCACUGAACUCGGCGAUCCCGAUUUCGUCGACGUCACUGAGAUAGUCAACCAAUUGACAUCAACAACCUUUGCACAAGAACUCCGAGCCCUCAUUUUUGACAACCAGACGUCUGAAGAUCCAGGGUACUACGGAGCGAAUGUGACGCAGCCGUUGGACCAUGGUACCGCUAAUUUGUGUGUGUUGGCACCCAAUGGAGACGCGGUUUCCGUCACUAGUACCAUCAACUACGAUUUUGGGGCUGGAUUUGCGUCUGCGAGUACCGGGAUUAUUUUGAAUGACCAAAUGGAUGAUUUUUCGUCGCCGGGGUUUGAUAAUGUGUACGGGGUACCGCCGUCCCCCAGUAACUAUAUAGUACCAGGAAAGAGACCCAUGUCGUCCAUGAAUCCCUCGAUCGUGGUGGAUGGCAAUGGGGAUGUUCGACUCGUGGUUGGUGGGUCUGGAGGUACCAAGAUUAUCACGACGGUGGCAUCGAUCAUGAUUAAGAAUUUGUGGUUUAAUUACACUGUUAAGGAUGCUGUUGUUGAUAAGAGGUUGCACCACCAGCUGUUUCCAAUGCAAGUACUGUUGGAGGAAGGGUACUCACAGGAUUUCAUAGAUGCUCUAAUCGAGAUUGGGCAUAAUGUGACCGAAGCGGGACCGGCUGAUGGUUUUAAUACCAUAACCUCCAUUUCUAGGGAGGGUGGUACUUUGUAUGGUAGUUUUGAUCCAAGGAGGGGGGGUGGCGAAGAUUACGUCUAUAGUACGACGGGUGGUACUUCAACGGUCACUGGAGUGUCUUAUCAAUUGUGGUUUUUAUUUGUUUGUGUCAUGUUUUAUCAACAAUAUAGUGGCUAAAAUAUG